AUGACCUCCUCCGACGGUGACCCAUCAACGUCGUCGGCAGGCAACGCAACACCGACAUCGAGCCAGACCACCGAUACCGCCUCCUCGUCGUCGGCCGCCGCAACGUCCACCGACGACCGCGGCCAGCUGCUCGCCCAGGCCAUCCGCUUCCUCACUUCAGCCCGCGUCACCGGCGACGCAACCGACGAUACGAAGCGCGAGUUUCUCCGCUCAAAGGGCCUCACCGAAGACGAGAUCCACGCAGCUUUCCGCGACGCAACACCCCCAUCCGCAUCGGCCUCUUCGGUCCCCUCGCAUGCUACGGCAUCAGCAGCAGAGACCGACGCCCAGGCUUUCGAACGCGCAGCCAAAGAGUUUGACGAUCCCAUCAACGCAGCUUCCCUCGCACCGCCCCCACGCACCUACCCAACCUCGCCCCUGGCCCUCUACUACGAGGCGCCCUCCCCUCAGGCAACUGGCGCACAUCCCUCAUCGACGGGCGGGAGAGGCUCCGGCGCCGCCGCCGCCAACUCGCCCCUCACGCGCUACCAGGUGUUGCUGCAGUUUUUCAAGACGCUCAGCUACCUCAUGAUGCUCGGCGGCGGCGUCACCGCCCUUUCAGUCGCACUCUGGCGCACCUACGUCCUCCCGCGCAUCACCGCCACCUUUGAUGCUCGCUCCAUUGUGCUCAGCCACCACCACGUCCUCUACGACAAGCUCAGGGCCAGCGUCCGCGGCAUGGCCACCUACCUGCCCGCCUCGACCGCCGAAGUGGCAAAGCAGCAGCAGCAGCAGCAGCAGCAGCAGCAGCGCAAGGGCGUGCUCAAGAAGGUCCACUUUGGCGACGAGGUCGACGGCGGAAAGCUCGACGACAGCCAGAGGGCGCUGGCCGCGGCAGCCGGCAACGACGGUGCGGCCGACGACAAGGGGCACAAGACCGAGAAGGUGGUGCUGCCAGGGACAGACGUCGAGGUGGAUGCAAGGGCGCCGGACGAGAAGCAGGCGGCCGAUCCGGCGGCGGGCAAGGACGGCGACGCGGCGGCAGCGGAGGGAGCAGCAGCCGGAGACCUCGCUCAGGGUCUGGAGCCCAUCGACCUGACGGAGCCGCUGCGCCAGUCCAUCUCGCGCCUGGCGGCGGUGCUGCGGGCCGACAUGUCGUCGGCCGCGGUCGGCAAGCCGUUGGACGCAGGCGCGCCUGUCGACAGCGCAGCCUCUGGAGCCAUCGCUUCCGCCACUACGCAAGCGCGGCCGGCCACGGUCUCGGACGCUGAUUCCGAAUCUGGCUCUGAAUGGUCUGAUUCGGACACCGACACGGUCUCGGACGACGGUCUCGAGUUUGACCCCUACGGAUCGUACACCAAGAAGAAGCACACGCAGACGCCGACGACGACGUCCUCCACCUCGGGUCGGUCGUCUUCCUCUUCGUCGGCCAAACGGGGCGCGCUCAAGAGCUCGCUGACGUCGCUGUCGGCCGACAUCAGCUCGCGCCAGUUUAUGGCGACCAACCAGUCGUUUGCCAACAGCACGCUGGGGAUGCGGUUCGGAGCUACGCCCGCCGCCGCGGCGGGGGGUUCGUCAACGUCGGCUACGGGGGCAGGGUCCGGGGGCAACGAGACGAGAUCCGGCGAGAUUGGGCAGGUCAAGGCCGAGAUCCGCAGCCUCAAGGGUCUGCUGCUGUCGCGAAGGAACUUUCCCAGCUAUGCUGCCCGGCCGCCACCCCAGAUGGGCGAGAGGGUGGGGAGCACCGUCGUCUAG
Messenger RNA from Pseudozyma flocculosa PF-1, 1734 nucleotides. RefSeq lists its product as uncharacterized. Lineage: Eukaryota; Fungi; Basidiomycota; Ustilaginomycetes; Ustilaginales; Ustilaginaceae. The transcript has a single exon. Gene Ontology annotation, biological process: protein import into peroxisome matrix, docking. The record is from RefSeq and is a predicted model, not a curated record. Bases 1 to 1734 code for a protein of 577 amino acids. Gene Ontology annotation, cellular component: peroxisomal membrane; peroxisomal importomer complex. Gene Ontology annotation, molecular function: signaling receptor binding.